This is a messenger RNA of Aspergillus versicolor CBS 583.65, 240 nucleotides long. RefSeq names its product cytochrome b-c1 complex subunit 9. Gene Ontology annotation, biological process: mitochondrial electron transport, ubiquinol to cytochrome c. The transcript is spliced from 4 exons. NCBI's taxonomy places the organism in Eukaryota, Fungi, Ascomycota, Eurotiomycetes, Eurotiales, Aspergillaceae. The coding region runs from base 1 to 210 and encodes 69 amino acids. The record is from RefSeq and is a predicted model, not a curated record.
AUGGCCGGCGCAUUUUCAACGACAUAUAGGACUCUGAUCCGCCGGAAUGCUGUCUACCUGACUUCCAUCUUCGCCGGUGCUUUCGCAUUCGAAGUUGCUUUCGACACCUCCACCAACAGGCUGUGGGAUACCUGGAACCGCGGCCGUCAAUGGAAGGACAUCAAGCACCAAUACCUCGGCGCUGCCGAGGAGGAGGAUGACGAUGAGUAAAUAUGGGCCCCAGAAGUUGAACACCGAUUG